AUACCGGUUGUUAGUCUGCGAGAACACGUCGGAGCGAAACGAUCGGCUCUUCUUACGUGAGAUAGCAAAGUUUUCUUAUGAAGAAGGGACAAUAAUCCGGUUAACCAACAGUAAUCUAUUUGGAAUCAUCGAACUGGAAGAAAGCUCAAGUAAAACUUACUCCCCCUCGCGAUGGAGCGGGGUAACACAGGUACCAACAUGGCGGCAGCAGAAUCUCAGAGACAAGUGAAAAACAUCAGCCGCUUCCGAGAAGUGCUUCCUCAGGUACUGGCUAGUGUUGCCUGCAACUUCGUGCUGCUGGAUCUCAACUUGUCCCUUGCGUACCCAACCAUCCUCAUCGCUCAGCUACACCAGAAAGAAGGUCCUUUAAGUCUGGACGACGUACAGGCCUCAUGGCUAGGAAGCAUCGCGUACAUCUGCCAGCCGUUCGGUAGCCUGAGCUCUGGAAUGCUAGUGGAAUGGUUAGGUCGAAAGCGCUUUAUGAUGCUACUCAACGUGCCCUUCCUGUUGGGCUGGUUGCUCAUGUGCACGGCGCCAAACUACGCGGUGCUCUGUGUCGCCAGCGUCGUGGUCGGCGUCACUAUCGGACUCACCGAGGCGCCCAUCAACAGCUACAUCGGCGAAGUGUGCCAGCCAGAGAUCAGGGGCGUAAUGACAGCCUGUGCAGGAGUGUUUUACCAAUGCGGCUUCUUCCUCGAGUACCUCUUCGGCAGUCUGACAGACUGGAGGACCGCUGCUGGCAUUAGCGCAUCCAUCCCCAUCUUCACCGCCAUCUAUAUUGCUCUGGUGCCCGAGGCCCCAAUAUGGCUGAUCUCCAAGGGGCGGAUAGAGGAUGCUCAAGUAGCCCUUUGCUGGCUUCGAGGAUGGGUGGAGCCGAGCGUCGUCAAACAGGAGCUAACUGAGCUGAUCCGCUAUCACCAGGAGACCAUGCUUCUGCUGACGAACGCAUCCGGAAGCCAGCAGAUCAGAGAGACGAGUGCAGCCUUCGAUAACCCGGUGUUCGUAGGGGAGCCGGAGAUAGAACCAAAGAGAAAACCGAUGGUUGUUGCAGAGACCGAGACGACAGGUGGCAGCACUUGCUGCGGGGGACGUUCGGAGAUGUUGGACCGGAUCCGGGACCUGGUGCGCCCCCCCACGCUCCGUCCCCUCCUGCUCGUCAUCCCAUUCUUCUUCUUCGUCCACUUCUCUGGGCUAACCUCAAUCAGGCCUUUCAUGGUGCACGUAUUCAAGGAAUACCAGAUGCCCAUCAGCGGCGAGUGGGCCACAGUGGUGUCCGGUGGAUGCGGUGUCGUGAGCACGGUGUUCAUGAUGUGCACGGUCCAGCGGAUAGGGAAACGUCCCUUGUCGCUGUUUUGCACCAUGGGGAGCGCCUUGGCGGCCCUCCUGCUCGCUGUGUACGCCCUUGUGGAGGUAGCGCCCCAGAAACCAGGGGAGCCACUUAGCGCCACCUGGGCUCCACUCCUGCUCUUCAUCCUACUGUCCUUCUGCAACGGCAUCGUGGGACAGAUGCCCUGGAUGCUACUUUCUGAGGUCUUCCCCUUCAGAACGCGUGGUCUGUCGGGGGGCGUCUCUGCUGCUGGCUGCUACGUGUUCCUCUUCCUCAGCUCCAAGACGUUCAUCGACAUCGAGCGUUCCUUCCAGUUGCACGGCGCCUUCUGGUUCUACGGUGCCAUCAGCUGCGUCGGCGUCGUGUUUCUCUACUUCCGGCUGCUGGAGACGGAGGGGAAGUCCCUGGAGGAGAUCGAGAAUCACUUUACGAAGGGCCUCAGCGCGCGCCGAACAACCACAAUGACGAAAGACGGACAUGAAAUGGAGGGGAUGAUGGCGUCUGGCAAGAAACCAGAGAUCGUGGCAGGAAUGGACAACCCGGUGACAAACGACCAUAAACAACAUAAGACCGUCACGCGCUUCAGGGAAGUUCUACCUCAGGUGCUAGCCACCAUGGCGUGCAACAUGGUGGGGCUGGAAGUCAUCGUAACCCUUGCGUUCUCGACCGUGGCUAUCGCCCAGAUGCAUCGCGCAGAGGCACAACCACAUGACCUCUCCCUGGACGACGUCCAAGCUUCCUGGAUUGCCAGCAUCCCAUUCAUCUGCCAGCCAGUGGGCAGCGUGGUGUCGGGGCUAUUGGUGCAGCUGAUGGGAAGAAAGCGGUCGCUCAUGCUCGUCAACGUACCCUUCCUGGUGGGCUGGCUGCUGAUGUACACGGCGCAUUCCUUCGAGCAGCUUGCGGUAGCGCAAGUCAUCCUGGGCGUCACCAUUGGACUUUGCGAGGCUCCUCUCAACACGUAUUACGGCGAGAUCAGCCAGCCGGAGCUACGGGGCAUACUGGCGGGAACAGCGGGUACAACCUACCAAACAGGAUUUUUCCUGGAGUACCUUCUGGGCAAAGUGACCAACUGGCGAACAGUUGUGAUCAUGAACGCGGUCUUACCAGUAAUCACUGUUCUGUACUUCAGCCAGGUACCAGAAUCUCCAAUCUGGCUGCUGUCGAAGGGUAGGAAGCGAGAUGCACAGAACGCGUUGUGCUGGUUGAGAGGCUGGGUGAAACCUAACGCCGUUAAAGAAGAAUUCUCUCAGCUUGUCCGCUAUAGCGAAGAGGCCAAGAAGGAGAUCGAACUGAGGACGCCGGAUGAAGAAGAACGACCAGAAGCCAACACACUCCUUGACUGGACACACAGGGAGCACGUGACAGCAAAGCGACGCUGGAAGUGUUUGGGACUAGCACGGGAUGUGCUACGCCCCCCGACUCUGAGACCCCUGUCGCUCGUCGUCCCGUUUUUCUUCUUUGUCCACUGGACAGCAAUGACAGCGAUCAGACCCUAUAUGGUGCACGUGUUCGAGGGCUUCAAAGUUCCCAUCGAUCCCAUGUGGGCCACGGUGGGGUCUGCCGGAAUUGGAAUCCUGGGUUCGCUGUGCCUGCUUCUGCUGGUGCACUCGACGGGCAAGCGUCCUCUGUCCCUCUGCUGCAUCGCCGUCUGUAGCGUGGCCUGCGUGUUGCUCGGUCUGUUCGCCUUCCUGGUGCCCGCCGAGCACAUGCAGAAGACAGGCACACGGGCCCCCGCGUAG
Zootermopsis nevadensis is the source of this 3066-nucleotide messenger RNA. Its product is annotated as facilitated trehalose transporter Tret1-like. The record is from RefSeq and is a predicted model, not a curated record. Lineage: Eukaryota; Metazoa; Arthropoda; Insecta; Blattodea; Termopsidae. Gene Ontology annotation, biological process: transmembrane transport. Gene Ontology annotation, cellular component: membrane. Gene Ontology annotation, molecular function: transmembrane transporter activity.